Thelazia callipaeda (thelaziosis nematode) is the source of this 522-nucleotide messenger RNA. The record is from the annotation of a GenBank genome assembly. NCBI's taxonomy places the organism in Eukaryota, Metazoa, Nematoda, Chromadorea, Rhabditida, Thelaziidae.
AAUCAUCACUUGGAUACUGAUGUUAUUUUUAAUGUGCCACUGAAGAAAUUUAAUUUUACUUUCAACGUGAUGGUAGCAGAAUUUAAGGCUUAUUUAGUUCAAUCAUGUAAGAAAAACGAAAAAAUUACUCAUCAGCCUCAUUUAUUCAUACUAAUAGAUACAGUAGGUGCUAAUGGAGAUGUAAACUAUCAUGUUAUAAUGGAUAAACAACAACUAAAUGCUAGAAAAGCAUUUGUUGUAAUUGGUGCUGAAACUUUAUUUCCACGACUUGAAAUUUUGUUCACACAACCAAGCGUACAACUCGUAAGUCAUUUGGUAGAAAGUUUGAAGUACUGUGACGAAGUUAUCACAAACACGUUAUCACCAACGUGGAAAUUGAAUGAGGUUCAAAUGCAGCAAAGCUUUGUGGACUGUAAAACAACAAAAUCAGGCAGUGAUAAGGGUAAUCUUAUGCAAGAAAUGUGGACUGCUACAAUGUUCGAUCUGACCCGAGAAUAUAAAAUGAAUUCGUUAGCAAUUUAA